This is a messenger RNA of Pyrenophora tritici-repentis Pt-1C-BFP, 669 nucleotides long. RefSeq names its product Nbl1-Borealin-N multi-domain protein. Lineage: Eukaryota; Fungi; Ascomycota; Dothideomycetes; Pleosporales; Pleosporaceae. The record is from RefSeq and is a predicted model, not a curated record.
AUGAACAACAUUACCGACGGUAUCACAGCUGAGGCCAAGGCCAAUAUGCUUGCAAACCUACAAAUCGAAAUCGACUCACGGACAGAGAAGUUGCGAGCGCAGUGCGACGCGCAGUGUGCGAGCAUGCAGUCGCGCCUUGAGCGACGCGUCAACCGCAUCCCAGUCGUGACGCGCCAAACCACACUUCUCCAACUUCUUAAGGCGUCCGCUCCAGCGCCACCUGUCGUCGUCGCUGCUCCUCCAGCAAAGCCUGCGCCCACCAAGAAGGCAACUGCGACUGCCACACGCAAGGCGCGCACUGCCCCCACCACUGGUCCCUCUUCAAGGCCUGCAUCCGUUCAAGAGGAACGCGUCAAAACUGCCACCAAAGCAACCAAGCCAACUCCCGCAUAUGCCAAGGCAACAAAGAACACUCGAGCCAAGAAGCGCAGCAGUGACGAAAUGUCUGGGGAGGACAAGGCUGGUGAAGAUAAGGAGAAUACCGACCUUCCAAUACCCAAGAAGCGCACAAGGACUCUUACCCAGAAGCCUGCUGCGCCUACCGCCACCGUACGGUCAACCCGUGCUGCCUCCCGAACCAAGCCUUCUGCUGCUGCCCAUGUGUUAUCGCCAAAAACCAAUGCCGCCAACGUCCGAAAGCCUACUGCGCGUAGCGCCCGCCCCAGGUAG